AUGAACCUGAACAAGGCCGCUCGCGUCAUCCUCUUCGGUGCACCUGGCGUUGGUAAAGGGACACAGAGCGAGCGAUUGCUCGCUCGCUUUCCUCAGCUCAAUCAGAUUAGUACUGGUGACCUUUUGCGUCGAAAUGUCAAGGAGAGGACACCCCUCGGCAUCAAGGUCGAGAAUACGAUGAAGUCGGGUGGACUUGUUGCUGAUGAUCUUAUCCUGCGACUUAUUUCCAACGAAUUCUUCACUCGCGGAUGGCUCGCCAAGAAUGGCGGUCCGAAUGUCAUGACUCUUUCUUCUGAAGCGACGGCAAUGGAGGCUGCUUUCAAUAGCGCUGCUUCUGAUCCGUUCAUCAACGCUCCAUUCCUCGACGGCCACCGUCCUUCCAAGGCCUCCAACGACCCCUCCGCUUCGUUCAUCCUCGAUGGCUUCCCCCGAACAGCUUCUCAAGUCGGUCCUCUCGACAAGCUUAUCCCGAUCAAUCUCGUAGUCUCCCUCAAGACUCCCGUAUCUGUUAUUCUCGAGCGAAUCCUCGGACGUUGGGUCCACGAGCCUUCUGGCCGAGUCUACAACACCAGCUUCAAUGCGCCUCGAGUCCCUGGAAUUGACGACGUCACCGGCGAGCGAUUGAUUCAGCGCCCUGAUGAUUCCGAGGAAGUUUACAGAGCACGAUACAAGAAGUUCCAAGAGACCAGCGAGCCUGUCCUGAACCACUACGCCCAGAAGGGCGUGCUCGUCGAGAUUGAGGGCAUGAGCAGCGAUGAAAUCACCCCAAAGCUAUUUGCAGAGUUCGAGAAGCGCUUCGUCCAUUGA
Molecule: messenger RNA, 807 nt
Organism: Fusarium mangiferae
Lineage: Eukaryota; Fungi; Ascomycota; Sordariomycetes; Hypocreales; Nectriaceae
Exons: 2
Coding region: 1-807 (268 amino acids)
Biological process (GO): nucleobase-containing compound metabolic process
Cellular component (GO): mitochondrion; cytoplasm
Molecular function (GO): AMP kinase activity; ATP binding
Source: RefSeq, a predicted model, not a curated record